Molecule: messenger RNA, 2880 nt
Organism: Diaporthe citri
Lineage: Eukaryota; Fungi; Ascomycota; Sordariomycetes; Diaporthales; Diaporthaceae
Exons: 4
Coding region: 1-2880 (959 amino acids)
Biological process (GO): endoplasmic reticulum to Golgi vesicle-mediated transport; intracellular protein transport; intra-Golgi vesicle-mediated transport
Cellular component (GO): cytoplasm; COPI vesicle coat
Molecular function (GO): structural molecule activity
Source: RefSeq, a predicted model, not a curated record
AUGUCCUCCUUCCUCGAGAAUGCCUACAGCCUGGUCCACCAGGACAAUGCCGCCGAUGUUCCCUCCAUGUCCGAGCUGCGCACGCAGCUCGAAAAGGGCACCGACGAGAGCAAGGUCCAGACCAUGAAGUCCAUCCUCACAAUCAUGCUGAACGGCGAUCCAAUGCCUCAGCUGCUCAUGCACAUCAUCCGAUUCGUCAUGCCCUCCAAAUCCAAGCCGCUCAAGAAGCUGCUCUACUUCUACUACGAGAUCUGCCCCAAGCUCGAUGCUGGCGGCAAGCUCAAACAGGAGAUGAUCCUGGUCUGCAACGGCAUAAGAAACGACCUCCAGCACCCCAACGAGUACAUCCGCGGCAACACCUUGCGCUUCCUCUGCAAGCUUCGCGAACCCGAGCUGAUCGAGCCACUGCUGUCCUCUGCCCGAUCUUGCCUCGAGCACCGCCACGCAUACGUCCGCAAGAACGCCGUCUUCGCCGUAGCCUCCAUCUACCAGCACUCUCCGUCACUGAUACCCGACGCCUCCGACCUGAUCGCGACUUUCCUCGAGACCGAAAGUGACCCAACGUCCAAGCGGAAUGCAUUCGCCGCCCUUGUCAGCAUCGAUCACCAGAAGGCCCUGGCAUACUUGAGCUCCGUCUUCGAGGGCAUCCCCAACGCCGAGGAGCUCCUGCAGCUGGUCGAGCUCGAGUUCAUCCGCAAGGAUGCCGUACAGAACCCUCAGAACAAGGCGCGCUAUCUGCGGUUGAUAUUCGACCUGCUCGAGGCCGGUGCUUCGACGGUCGUCUACGAGGCUGCUUCGUCGCUGACCGCCUUGACGAGCAACCCUGUCGCCGUCAAGGCCGCCGCAGCCAAAUUCAUCGAGCUGAGCAUCAAGGAGGCAGACAACAAUGUGAAGCUGAUCGUACUCGAUCGGGUGGAUCAACUGCGGUUGAAGAACGAAGGGGUGCUGGACGACCUAAUCAUGGAGAUUUUGCGCGUUCUUUCGAGCCCCGACAUCGAUGUGCGCCGUAAGGCCCUGAGCAUCGCCCUGGAAAUGGUCUCGAGCAAGAACGUCGAAGAGGUUGUGCUCCUCCUCAAAAAGGAACUCUCAAAGACCGUGGAUCAGGAAUACGAGAAAAACACCGAAUACCGCCAGCUACUCAUUCACUCAAUACACCAGUGUGCCAUCAAGUUCUCUGAGGUCGCGGCCAGCGUUGUCGACUUGUUGAUGGAUUUCAUCGCGGACUUUAACAACACGUCUGCAGUGGAUGUUAUCAACUUCAUCAAGGAGGUCGUCGAGAAAUUUCCCAAGCUGCGGCCGGCCAUCGUCCACAGGCUGGUCGACACGCUUAGCGAGGUGCGCGCCGGCAAGGUGUACAGGGGAAUCCUGUGGAUCGUCGGCGAGUACUCCCUCGAGGAGAAGGACAUCAGAGACGCGUGGAAGCGGAUCAGGGCCAGUCUGGGGGAGAUCCCAAUCCUUGCCUCGGAACAGCGUCUUCUGGACAACGUCGACGGCGAGGAAGAGAAGGAGAAGGACCAGGUCAACGGCCACCACAAGCCCGCUGCGCCGACUGGAUCACGGAGGGUGCUUGCGGACGGAACGUACGCGACUGAAACGGCCCUGACCAGCCAGUCGUCCGCUGCUGCAAAGCUCGAGGCAGUCAAGGCAGCACAGAAGCCUCCACUGAGGCAGCUCAUUCUUGACGGCGAUUAUUACCUUGCGACGGUCCUUUCGGCAACUCUCACGAAGCUUGUCAUGAGGCAUUCCGAGAUCUCAUCAGAACACGCCCGGACCAAUGCUCUGCGCGCAGAGGCGAUGCUGAUUCUCAUCUCCAUUAUCCGGGUUGGCCAGUCCCAAUUCGUCAAGGCACCCAUCGACGAGGACUCCGUUGACCGAAUCAUGUCAUGCGUACGGUCUCUGGCGGAGUUCCGUGAGCACAAGGAGUUGGAGACGGUGUAUCUGGACGACACGAGGAAAGCCUUCCGUGCCAUGGUACAGGUCGAGGAGAAGAAGCGGGCCGCCAAGGAGGCAGUCGAGAAGGCAAAGACAGCAGUACAGGUCGACGAUGUCGUAGCCAUCCGCCAACUAAGCAAGAAGAACAUGGGAGACGGAUCGGACGACGUCGAGAUCGACCUUGAGCGCGCCACCGGUGGCGACAGCACCGCGACGGAGGACCUCAGCUCCAAGCUGAGCAGAGUUGUACAGCUCACUGGCUUCUCGGAUCCUGUGUACGCCGAAGCCUACGUGAAAGUCCAUCAGUUCGACAUUGUUCUGGACGUGCUUCUUGUCAACCAGACCACAGAGACUCUGCAGAACCUGUCUGUCGAGUUCGCGACCCUCGGAGAUCUCAAGGUUGUAGAACGGCCGACGACACAAAACCUGGGCCCCCAUGACUUCCACAACGUGCAAUGCACGAUCAAGGUGUCGUCGACUGACACAGGCGUCAUUUUCGGAAACGUCGUGUACGAUGGCGCCCACAGCACAGAUACGAAUGUAGUAAUCCUCAACGAUCUGCAUGUAGACAUAAUGGAUUACAUCCAGCCGGCGAGCUGCACCGAGACACAGUUCCGCACGAUGUGGACGGAGUUCGAGUGGGAGAACAAGGUCAACAUCAACAGCAAGGCCAAGACUCUGCGCGAGUUCUUAGACCAGUUGAUGGCGGCGACCAACAUGAACUGUCUCACUCCAGAGGCGAGUCUGAAGGGCGACUGCCAGUUCCUGAGCGCCAAUCUCUAUGCAAGGAGCGUGUUCGGCGAGGAUGCUCUGGCGAAUCUGAGCAUCGAGAAAGAAGGCGAGGACGGUCCUAUCACAGGUUUCGUCCGGAUACGGAGUCGCAGUCAGGGUCUGGCGCUCAGCUUGGGCAGUCUAAAGGGCUUAAACAAAAUUGGAACGUCCGCCUGA